Messenger RNA from Miscanthus lutarioriparius, 255 nucleotides. NCBI's taxonomy places the organism in Eukaryota, Viridiplantae, Streptophyta, Magnoliopsida, Poales, Poaceae. The record is from the annotation of a GenBank genome assembly.
AUGGAUCUAGCCGUGGAUGGUGGGGAGGCCGCCGGAGGUGGUGGGGAGGCGCCGGGGAUGGGGGUGGGGGGUGUCACUAUGGUUGAGGAGGGCGCAGCCGCGGCGCUGCAGGGCGGCGGGGUCGCGCUCGAGGGGAGGAGAGGGGAGGCCGACGCCUCCACGUCGUCAUAUCCAGGGAGCGCAGAGACAGGGAAGGGGGCCGACGACCAUCGCUAUGGGUGGGGAGGGCGGCCGGCGGCCGGGGCGGGUUGCUAG